Molecule: messenger RNA, 2067 nt
Organism: Lotus japonicus
Lineage: Eukaryota; Viridiplantae; Streptophyta; Magnoliopsida; Fabales; Fabaceae
Product: NAC domain-containing protein 68-like
Exons: 8
Coding region: 469-1863 (464 amino acids)
Biological process (GO): regulation of DNA-templated transcription
Molecular function (GO): DNA binding
Source: RefSeq, a predicted model, not a curated record
GGGACCGGUGCAUUGACAUGUGAUAAAGGGGAGACCAGUAGACGCGCUAUUUCUGACUGUAAAAACAAACCUGUAGAAGAAGGGAUACCAAAUGUACAUGGUCUUUUGCCAGAAGUGAAUACGGAUUCAAUCGUUCCGACAUGGCAUCAGGAACAAUCUUACAAUGCCAAUCCUAGAAAUGAAAACAGCAGUAGACAGACUCCAUUUGAAUAUACAGAAGGGAUUAAAGAUGUAGGUAAACGCAUUUUUCUAAUACUAGAUUACAUACCCAAGGGAUUCCGAUUCCGUCCAAGAGAGGAAGAGCUCGUAAGUCACUACCUCAAGCGCAAGUUGUAGGGUGAUGAUGCCUCUGUGAUCAACAUCAUCCCUGAGAUUGAACUCUGCUGUGUUGAGCCUAGUGAUAUUCCAGCCCGUUGUUUGAUAAAGACCAAUGGACGAGAAUGGUUUUUCUUCAGUCCUCUUCAUUACAUGAAUGCUGGUAAAAGUAAACGGGUGAAGAGGGAAACCGAGAGAGGGUUCUGGAGAAUCACUGGAAAUGACACUGUAAUCAUGGAAACGGGCACCAACAAUGUCAUUGGGACAAGGAAGGCUCUUCAUUUCCAUGAAGGCCGCCGCAAGAAUGAGACCAUAACCAUCUGGGCUAUGCAUGAGUAUCAUGCUGCUGCUACCUCAGAUCAUGCCCAUCAGAGGAACUUUGUUUUAUGUCGCUUGAUGAACACAGAAGAGAAGAAAACUCAACAGGGAACCGGUGCAUUAAUAUGUGAUAAAGGGGAGCCUAGUAGACACAAGGCUUCUGACUGUAAAAACAAAGCUGCAGAAGAAGGGAUUCCAGAUGUACAUGGUCUUUUGCCAGAAGUGAAUACGGAUUCAAUCGUUCCGACAUGGCAUCAGGAACAGUCUUACAAUUCUAGUUCUAGAAAUGAAAACAGCAGUAGUCAGACUCCAUUUGUAUAUACAGAAGGGAUUACAGAUGCAUUUGGUAGUUUUCCUGAAAUGAAUGAGGAAUCAAUCCUUCAGAUAAUGGAUCAGAAAGUAUGCCCCUCAAUCCAACAGUCCCGGGAUAUCUUUGAUGAGGAAGUGUUUCUCCCAAAGCUUCCAUCUCACAAUGCCAAUUUUAGAAAUGAAAAUAGCAGUAGGCAGGCUCCAGUGGAAAUUACUGAAGAGGAAGAUGAGUAUUUGAAUUCAGAUGUUCCAGAUGGGAAAUUUGUUUUCACCGAAAAAAGAAGAAACGCUUUUGUGAAGUGUUCCACACAGCCCUCAUUGAGAAGGGUUUACUAUGAAAGCAGUGACACAGAUGCUGAAGUAGUCUCUGCACUGUGUUUCAAUAUUGUGGAUACUUCAACAGUGCGUGACGAUCAUCCUAGUUCAGGUGAAUAUCAUGCAUCAAAAAUGUAUAAAUCCUCACAUGGAGUGAAGGCAUCAUCCUGUGACUCAACUGCAGAUGAAGCAUUGAAGAUCAAUUGUAUUGGAAAUUCUGGUUCUCUUUCUCAAAGGAGAUGGAAAUAUCAGUAUCAUACCAAACCAUUCAUAUCACAAAGAUCUGCUGCCAGGUAUCAAUAUCAACCACAGAGGAAGCUUUCAGGCAAUGCAGUAUCCAAUCUUGAGGCGAGAAAACCAAGCAGCUGUACUAGAAAAAUGAAGAAGCCAGAAAAGGAUCACGUGAUAGCUCGAAAUAGUAGUUCAAGAAAGAAUUCAGAAACCAGAAACCAUCAAUCCUCUAAUGUCAACAGAGAAGGUUCUUUCAUCUGCCAGGAGACCGCUUCAUCAAGCCCAAGCCUAUUUCUUCUUCUUGCUAACAUAGUUUUAGGGAUUUUGUUCUUCAUGUUGUGCACAGUUAUUUGUUUGGAACUGUUAUCAUAUUAGAAGUGCUGUUAGUGCAUGUAAAAGGCUAGUGAGGUCCCAUGGAUCAUUUUUCACAUGUUAUUGCUACUAGCCUACUAGCCGAGCUUUGUUUCAGUACUUUCACUUUCAUCAUAAUAAGAUGGUGGUUAAGUGUAUAUACUUCACAUUGAUUUUCCACCUUAUGCAAGCUUACUGCAUCUUUUUACAUAAUGAAAUGUCUAGACA